Vicia villosa (hairy vetch) is the source of this 774-nucleotide messenger RNA. RefSeq lists its product as uncharacterized. The record is from RefSeq and is a predicted model, not a curated record. The coding region runs from base 1 to 774 and encodes 257 amino acids. The transcript has a single exon. NCBI's taxonomy places the organism in Eukaryota, Viridiplantae, Streptophyta, Magnoliopsida, Fabales, Fabaceae.
AUGAAGGGAGAUGCGGUGUCAUACAGAAACAUUGUUACAGGCGAAACGUCAUUACCCAUGAUAGAUGGAGAUGAAGAGGGUGAUGAUGAUGAAGAAGACAUGUUGGACUCAGAAGAAAAGUUAACCAUUGAAUCGGUCGGUAUCAUGGUGAAAGAAGGAAAGAUGGGAGGAUAUGACUGCCCACAGAUUAUCCUAUCCAAGUAUGAAGAGAAUAGAAUUCAGAGGCCUUGGAUAAGAGGGGUGAUUGUGAAGUUACUGGGAAGAAAGAUAGGCUACAAAGCUUUAGAAACCAGAUUGAAACAAAUGUGGGUAAGGAAAGGGAUUAUCAACAUAAUUGAUCUCAGUCAUGAUUAUUACUUGGUAGCCUUUACACACGAGGAAGAUAAGAAUGCGACUAUUGCGGAUGGACCUUGGUUCAAAUAUGAUCACUAUCUGACAAUCAAGGAGUGGACACCGAAUUUUCAGCCUGAGAAUGAUUCAAUCGCGCAUGUUGCAGGUUGGAUUAGAAUCUCGGGAUUACCAGUGGAAUAUUAUGAUCCUAAAGUUGUGCAUGUCAUUGGGGAUCGGGUCGGACGUACUGUUAAGGUUGAUAAAAAUACAUUGCAAACAGAAAGAGGAAAAUAUGCUCGUCUAUGCGUUGAGGUCGAUAUAUCAAAACCAUUACUUGCCAUGUUUUCCAUAAAAAAUAAAAGUUAUAAGGUGGAAUAUGAAGGUUUGCAUAUGUUAUGUCUUACAUGUGGAAAGUUUGGGCACUAUAAGGAUGUUGUCCCUUGA